AUGCGGGCCAGAGACGAGCGGAAGACAUGCUUGGGUCCUCGCUUGGGCUCGAGGAAGGCGCGGCUGACAUGGGUGGAGGAGGUGGGCAGACGGCCCAAAAGUCGAGACGGUGUUGAGCUCGGGCACCGGCGUGGUCACGUGAGCUGUCAAGAAGCCCGAGUAGCCAUGGAGUGUCUGUAUCGUCGUCCCGGCCACUGGCCUGCUGCAGACUUUGAAUUGCCCAGAGCUCGCGCAGUGAUGGUCGUCGGGACCCCGGCCGGGAGCGACACCAGCCACAGGGCUAAUGACACCCGAGGUCAUGAGUGA
Monosiga brevicollis MX1 is the source of this 306-nucleotide messenger RNA. RefSeq lists its product as uncharacterized. The record is from RefSeq and is a predicted model, not a curated record. Lineage: Eukaryota; Choanoflagellata; Craspedida; Salpingoecidae. The coding region runs from base 1 to 306 and encodes 101 amino acids. The transcript has a single exon.